AUGGAGCGGCUUGAAAAUCAAGCGAGUUCUCUCACUCGAGAGAAGGGUGUGCUAGCGAGUGAGUUGGCCAGCGGGAUCCAAGGUGUUUGUAAAGAGUGUGAGGCCCUUGGGUUUGAAAAUGGGAAACAACUAGGUGGUUGUUCCAUAAUUUCUGGGGAACCUGAAGCGUCGAAUCCUUGCCGUGUCGCGAGUAGAACCAAAGAGGUGGAUAUUGCUCUUUCAUCCCUUGCUGAGACGGAUUUUGUGGGCCUCUUUCGACUGGGGGAGCUGGAUUAA
Molecule: messenger RNA, 276 nt
Organism: Lactuca saligna
Lineage: Eukaryota; Viridiplantae; Streptophyta; Magnoliopsida; Asterales; Asteraceae
Source: the annotation of a GenBank genome assembly